This is a messenger RNA of Xenopus laevis (African clawed frog), 4235 nucleotides long. Its product is annotated as traf2 and NCK-interacting protein kinase. The coding region runs from base 2215 to 3462 and encodes 415 amino acids. The transcript has 10 exons. NCBI's taxonomy places the organism in Eukaryota, Metazoa, Chordata, Amphibia, Anura, Pipidae. The record is from RefSeq and is a predicted model, not a curated record.
AAAGGUAAGAAAAAUACAUAUAAAAAAACUCUAUAUACCCUGUAUAUUAUGGGAUGUCAAAUUAUGAAAGUGUCAGCUGUUUGACUAAUUGGCAUAUCUGUAAGCCUUAAACCUUGAGAUAAUAUGUGGCUGACUUAAUUAUGAUGUCAUAAUGAUCUGUAAGCCUCAAGUGAAUAUGGGGCGGGGCUUAAUUGUGAUGUCACAAUGAACAGAGUUGACUUGAUAACUGACACACCAAACAUCAUUGCUAUCCAGCACACAAGAGAAAAUUGACAUUAUCGAAAGGUAAGAAAAAUACAUAUAAAAAACUCUAUAUACCCUGUAUAUUAUGGGAUGUCAAAUUAUGAAAGUGUCAGCUGUUUGACUAAUUGGCAUAUCUGUAAGCCUUAAACUUUAAGUUAAUAUGUGGCUGACUUAAUUAUGAUGUCAUAAUGAUCUGUAAGCCUCAAGCUAAAAUGGGGCGGGGCUUAAUUGUGAUGUCACAAUGAACAGAAUUGACUUGAUACCUGACACACCAAACAUCAUUGCUAUCCAGCACACAAGAGAAAAUUGACAUUAGCGAAAGGUAUGAAAAAUACAUAUAAAAAACUCUAUAUAACCUGUAUAUUAUGGGAUGUCAAAUUAUGAAAGUGUCAGCUGUUUGACUAAUUGGCAUAUCUGUAAGCCUUAAACCUUAAGUUAAUAUGUGGCUGACUUAAUUAUGAUGUCAUAAUGAUCUGUAAACCUCAAGUGAAUAUGGGGCGGGGCUUAAUUGUGAUGUCACAGUGAACAGAGUUGACUGACACACCAAACACCUAUUUAUAUAUUUCCAGCACACAAGAGAAGAAGAACCUUAGUGAAAACAAACGAGAGAAGAAGAACUUUAGAGAAAGCACACGAGUGAAGAAAAACCUUGUGAAAACACACAAGUGAAGAAGAACUUUUAAAAAAAGCACACGAGAGAAGAAGAACCUUGUGAAAACACACAAGUGAAGAAGAACUUAAGUGAAAGAAGAAUGAGCAGUUUCUGUUCAUUUAGUGACUUGCUGAAAACAAGACAAAUGUUGAGAAGAUUGUUUUGCGCUUGUUGUAAGGUAAGUCUAUUAAAAAAGAUUGGGGUGUGUUCUGUUGGGUAGAAUGGGGAGAAAUACAAGUGCAAAGUGCACAAAAUAUGGGCUAUAAUAAUGGCCCCAGAAGAGGAAAACCUGGUAACACUUGUCCUUUUGGGGUUCCAGAGAGGAAUAAUAAUUAUUUGAGUAAUGUCCCUCAUUAUUUGACUCAUUAAUAAGCAUUUCCCUCUUAUUAUCAAGUGCCUGAAUGAGUUAUCAUUAUGUGCACAGAGAUUAAAUCAGUUCUUUUAGAGCAAAGUGGGCUUCAUAUAUAUUGAUUUUCUUUCUAUUUGUCAUUAUUAAAGUCAAAAGUUGUGUUUGAGUCCAUUUUAGUAUGUUGUUUGCAGUUGCCUUACUUUCUUCCUUACACUAAAUAUUCUAUUGUUCUUUUAUCCAAAACAGGGACGAAAGCGAAAAACUCAUUUAAAGGAACCCAGAGGAACAUUGGAACUGGGAAAUCUGAUUGGCAACGGCUCCUCCGGCCAAGUCUACAAGGUAAACUAAAGUAUCUAACACAGAGAUAGCAGAUAAAUAAUAACUUCAAUUGGUUGUUCACCUAUGAAAUAAUUAUUAGGGUGGUGUAGAUCAUGAGACAGUUUGCAAUUGGUCUUUUUUUAAUUAAAUAUGGUUGUUCUGCAGCUUAACAGUUUAGAAUUUCAGGAGUGAUCUAGUUUUUAUUUACCGUAGUAACUAUAUAGUGGUUACAUUAUAGACUGGAAAAUUUAUAAGCAUUUCAAUUAUCGCUUCACAGAGCAACAGAUUUACAUAAACCAGAUAAGAUUAUAAACUGCAAGCUGGAUAGAGAAAAGCAAUUAUUUAAAAAAAACUUUAUAGAAACAAAAAAUAAACAAAAACUUUGUGAAGAAUAGGUCAUUCUGUAUCAUGCUAAAAUUUAACAUAAAGGUAGACUUCCCCUAAACCUUUGAUUAAUUCUGCUGUAAGCAUGACUACCUAUAAAACUUCUUAUAAUAAGCUAGCCUGUUAUUAUAGGUAAUUAAAGAUGGGAACUAUAGAGGGAUGGGAUGAACAUGUUCGGAAAAAGGCAAUUUUCAAAUAUUAACAAAAUCCAUUUUUUUUGCUUUUACAGGGUCACAAUCUGAAAACCAACAAGGUUGUGGCCAUUAAAAUGAUGAACCCUUCUGAGGAUACUCAGAAGGAAAUAAAAACGGAGAUAGAGAUCCAUAAGGAAGUAUCAAGGCAUAAAAACAUCGCCUCAUUCUAUGGAGCCUAUCAACAACGUGGCUCCAUAAUGAUGCCUAUAAUGAUUGAAAUGGAAUUUUGUGGAGGUGGGACACUCUUCGAACUGAUCAACAGCCCUUUUUGUAGAGGUCUUCCCGAACAUUGCAUUGCUUAUGUAUGUCGGGAAGUCUUAAAGGGUCUGUCGCGCCUCCAGAAAAAACAAAUAAUGCACCGAGACAUCAAGUCCCAUAAUAUUGCGAUUACUGAAGACGCCAGUAUACGUUUAAUUGAUUUUGGGCUUGCACGAAAAAUUAAAAGAUUUUGGCCUUGCAAAGAACUACAGGGAACGCCGCACUACAUAGCACCUGAGGUGUGGACAUGCAGCUCAUAUGAUUUUAAGUGCGACAUAUGGGCUUUGGGAAUAACUGCCAUUGAGAUGGCAGAAACAAGCUGCCCACUGCUCCAUUUACAAGGAGAAGCAGUUGGAAAAGAAAUCGUAUCUGGAGAUCCUCCAACUCUGAGUCGACCACGCAGAUGGUCUCCAGCUUUUAACUCCUUUAUUGAUCUCUGUCUAACCAAAGAUCCCAAAGACAGACCAAUGGCUAAGUUUCUGCUCCAAGAACAUCACUUCAUAACAGAGCUACAGGAUGAAAUGCAAGUGAAAGCAGAAAUGAAAGACUUAAUCAGAAGACUGAAUGCAGCUAAACAUCUAGCUUCAAAAACAGCAGAAGACAUUGCUAGUGCUGCAGUAGAAGAAGUGCCCAGUGACGUUGUUGUGUCACUGGACACAAAAAAAGAAAAAACAGCAGAGAAUGCUGAAGAAGCUGCUUCAGAGGUUCAUGUGGAUGAACCAGCCAGUGAAGAAGUUGUGGAGGCAAUUUCACCACAAGAUGUCGGCUCAACCGACAUUAUGGGGAAACAGGACACCAUAUGUCAUAUUAAAAUAGGUGAACCUGAGAAGGAUGUUGAAGCCUCAACUACACCUAAGGAGGACCCACUUCAGUCCAGUGAAAAAGCCCCAGAACUUUCAGUUUCUCAGGAUUUGUCUCCACAAGAGGAAGUCGGCUCAACCGACACUGAAGAGGAACAGACCACCGUAUGCCAUAUUGACAUGGGCGAUUCUGAGGAGGCUCCACACACCUCAUUUCAGUCAAGCAAAGAAGCCCCAGUAUUAGAAGAGAAUACUGGAGAUUAGGUCACAGAAAAUGCUAGUGACUUUAUAGGCUUAGUAAUGUUAUUGUUAUUAUUGUUACUGGCGCUUUUUCAUCAACCGACACAAAAAUAGAAGAAACAGCAGAGAAUGCUGAAGAUCUAGCCUCAAAAACAGCAGAAGACAUUCCUAGUGCUGCUGUAGAAGAAAUGCCCAGUGACGAUGUUGUGUCACUGGACACAAAAAUAGAAAAAACAGCAGAGAAUGCUGAAGAAGCUGCUUCAGAGAUUCAGGUGGAUGAACCAGCCAGUGAAGAAGUUGUGGAGGAAAUUUCACCACAAGAUGUCGGCUCAACCGGCAUUAAGGGGAAUAUAUUUAUAUUCAGAAGAUGAAAUUCUGCAUCUUCAUUUCUUGCAAAUGGUUUUCUACAUUGGGAUAUAAGUAAAAGAGGAGGAAGGAGGCACAUUUAAUUCAGAAGAUGGAAUUCUGCAUCUUCAUUUCUUGCAAAUAGUUUUCUACAUUGGGAUAUAAGUCAAAGAGGAGGAAGGAGGCACAUUUAAUUCAGAAGAUGAAAUUCUGCAUCUUCAUUUCUUGCAAAUAUUUUUCUACAUUGGGAUAUAAGUGAAAGAGGAGGAAGGAGGCACAUUUAAUUCAGAAGAUGGAAUUCUGCAUCUUCAUUUCUUGCAAAUGGUUUUCUACAUUGGGAUAUAAGUAAAAGAGGAGGAAGGAGGCACAUUUAAUUCAGAAGAUGGAAUACUGCAUCUUCAUUUCUUUUUAAAGGUUUUUUUCUAAAAUAAACCAACCAUUGUACAUCUUGA